Messenger RNA from Bursaphelenchus xylophilus (pine wood nematode), 1173 nucleotides. The record is from the annotation of a GenBank genome assembly. Lineage: Eukaryota; Metazoa; Nematoda; Chromadorea; Rhabditida; Aphelenchoididae.
AUGCUCAGCGAGUGCAAACAGGUAAAAUAAGUCCUCCAAGGUGUUUUCUGCUCUUUUUAAUUUACUCUUUUGACCUUCUGAAGAUGAGGAGUAUUUUUUGUUCCAACUCGGCAUUGGAUAAUAUAAUUUUAAAAUAAAGGAUAUUCUGGUACCUAAUUUAUUUCUUUCAGCGUCUGGAGCAGAUGCAUGUUGCCUUGGAGUAUUUAGAAGACCAGGAGAUCUUGGAUAUUGAUGAGGUUGACAACCAACAAUCGGCGUUUAUCAUCAACACAUUUGACGGCCAAAUUUUUGAUCAUCUCCAGGAGAAAAAUGCUCGGUAAGACCUUUGAUCUUUAUUAUUUUGCUCUGUUUAGAAUCUGGUCUCAUCAUCUGCUUUCCCAAUGUCUCAGUCAAUCCAAACCCCUUCCAAAAACGCCGCUUGUGUUACAUUCCUUGGCGUUCGAAGGCACAGCCAUCAGUUUGAGCGGGAUGAACAAGGAAAAGAAGACAGAAUUAAAGAAGAAGGCGGAGAUGAUGGGCGGAACUGUUCUUCCCAACUUUUAUUCGACCACGGACCUUCUGGUUGCAGAAACUCUUGACACAACCGCGCAGAAGUACUUGGUAAGCAGCCUCUUUUAUUAUUCAUCGUCUUUAGGCCGCCGUCAAAUGGAAGAUCCCGAUUGUCCGACCUGAAUUCAUCGACAAAGUUUGGAGUCAAUGUGCAAAUCCAACCUCAUUGAAGGACCCGAAGUUUCUGAAAGAGUACCGAGUACCAGUUUUCAAAGGGUGCAUUAUUUGUACCAGUGGUCUGAAUCCUCAAGAAAGAACUAUUGUAGGCCAGUUAGUGGAGAAUCAUGGAGGGAAAUAUGUCGCGGAGAUGGCCAAGGAUGUUUGCACGCAUUUGGUUGUGGUUUCGCCUGCGGGGGAGAAGUACAAAUUCGCUAGUUUGUGGGGAAUCAAGGUGUGUUGGAAGUCUAGUAUAAUAUAGCUAAUUUCUUGGAUAGUAUCAAUUUUAUUUGGGCCGUUUUGAUACUAAAAUAUUUGGAGUUUUAGGUAGUAACUCCCACUUGGCUACGACGCUGUGUUGAAACUGGUAUGCGGUUCCACGAACGCAAGUUUCAUCCGGACCCCGAAAUUGCCUCCAGAACGAGAAAAUCCGUCCAGAAACCCACUAAACCGACCGUGAAAGCUUGA